Molecule: messenger RNA, 906 nt
Organism: Penicillium griseofulvum
Lineage: Eukaryota; Fungi; Ascomycota; Eurotiomycetes; Eurotiales; Aspergillaceae
Product: pirin family protein
Exons: 1
Coding region: 1-906 (301 amino acids)
Source: RefSeq, a predicted model, not a curated record
AUGUCCGUUCCUCGUGCAAUCCGACAGGCAUUCCUUGCCGUUGAGCAAGCCGAAGGCGCAGGUGCCCGUGUGCGCCGCUCUAUUGGAACUGCCAAGCUCCGCAACUUCAGUCCCUUCCUCAUGCUCGACCACUUCACCAUCGGCAAGGGCGCCGGCUUCCCGGAUCACCCCCACCGCGGACAGGAGACCAUCACCUAUUUGUUGUCCGGCGGCGUUGACCACGAAGACUUCGCUGGUAACAAGGGAACCAUCGGACCCGGUGAUCUGCAGUUCAUGACUGCAGGCCGCGGCAUCAUGCACGCUGAAAUGCCCCACGAGAACGCAGACGGUAGCCCCAACGUUGGUAUGCAGUUGUGGGUCGAUCUGCCCCAAAAGCUGAAGUUCUGUGAGCCUCGUUACCGUGAUCUGCGCGCUUCGGAGAUUCCCCUUGCCACAGUCGAUGAGGGCCGCGUCAAGAUUAAGGUCAUCUCGGGUCAGUCACAUGGUGUUGACUCCGUGCGCGACUUGGCCUACACUCCUGUCUGGAUCUUGGAUAUCACUAUUAAGCCUGGUGGUCGUGUCUCACAGCCCCUGCCACAGGGAUGGAACUCAUUUGCCUACACUUUGGCUGGUGAGACUGUCUUUGGCUCGAAUGAUUCCACUCGCAUCGUGAAGGAAUUCACAAACGUUGAAUUCGAGCAGAAGGGCGAUUUUGUGGAACUAUCCGUCCCCGAUAAUGCCGAAAAGGAUGCUCGCAUUUUCCUUGUGGCUGGCCAGCCACUGGACCAAAAGGUUGUUCAGUAUGGACCAUUUGUGCUGAAUACCCAGGAGGAGGUUUACCAGGCGAUGCUCGACUACCAAACUGCGUCCAAUGGAUUUGAGAGGACCCGAGGCUGGCAGAGUGAGAUUGGCAAGCGAAUGGGAUAA